AUGGCAUCCUUUGCAUCGCGAAGGCUUCAGAAGGAGAGAGCUGAGUGGCGGAAAGAUCAUCCAUUUGGGUUCUCGGCUAAGCCUAUGGCUAAUCCUGAUGGGAAAGGUCAGAACCUCUUUCGAUGGAUUUGUGGUAUUCCUGGUCGGGCUGGAACGCCGUGGGAGGGCGCGACAUACAAAUUAACGAUGGACUUCUCUGAAGAUUACCCUGGCAAACCGCCCAAGUGCAAGUUCGUGUUUGUGAAUGGGAAGGUACUCUUCCAUCCAAAUAUAUACCCAUCUGGAACAGUGUGUCUGAGUAUUCUCAACGAGGAUGAGGACUGGAAGCCAUCUAUUACGAUUAAGCAGAUCUUGUUGGGCGUCCAGGACCUUCUGGACAAUCCCAACUCGGCUAGUCCUGCUCAGGCGGAGCCCUUCCAGCUUUUUACACAGAAUAAAGAGGAGUACCUCCGUCGUGUGAAGCAGCAAGCGAAGGACGUCGCCAAUGGGGGACAGAGAGUAACUCACUAG
This is a messenger RNA of Perkinsus marinus ATCC 50983, 510 nucleotides long. Its product is annotated as SUMO-conjugating enzyme ubc9, putative. Gene Ontology annotation, molecular function: SUMO conjugating enzyme activity. Gene Ontology annotation, cellular component: nucleus. Gene Ontology annotation, biological process: protein sumoylation. Bases 1 to 510 code for a protein of 169 amino acids. The transcript is spliced from 5 exons. The record is from RefSeq and is a predicted model, not a curated record. NCBI's taxonomy places the organism in Eukaryota, Perkinsozoa, Perkinsida, Perkinsidae.